Messenger RNA from Limanda limanda (common dab), 2592 nucleotides. RefSeq names its product cilia and flagella associated protein 58 (gene cfap58). Gene Ontology annotation, cellular component: cytoskeleton. The transcript is spliced from 18 exons. The record is from RefSeq and is a predicted model, not a curated record. The coding region runs from base 1 to 2592 and encodes 863 amino acids. NCBI's taxonomy places the organism in Eukaryota, Metazoa, Chordata, Actinopteri, Pleuronectiformes, Pleuronectidae.
AUGUCAGACGAGACAGGACAGGGAGCAGAGGACCCUGCUGACUCUCUGGAAGAGUUCCAGAUGGUUCUCGGUGAGCUGGUUGGGGACGAGAGCAUGGACAGGAUCAGGGUGGAGUACGAGAAGCUGAUCCAGGCUCUGAAGAAGUCGCGGGAGAAUGAGAAGAGGCUGAUGUCCAAAUGCAGGGAGCUGAACGGUGAGAUUGUGUCCAGCUCAACUAAAGUCGUAGCUGCCCUCAAACUGUCCCAAGAAGAUGAGUCAACUAUCAGCUUACUAAAGAGGGAGCUGGAAAAAGCUUGGGAAAUGAUCAAGGCUACUCAUGAUCAAGAGAAGAAGGAUAACGAGAUCAUCAGGAAACUAAAAAACAACAUAGAAGACCUUACUACACAUACUGACAAACCAAAAGACUUCAAUACACAGCAGGAGCAGAAUGAUCUACUAAAAAUGAACGCGGAGUUGACGAAGGAGCGUAAUCAGCUGCUGGCAUCUGUGGAGGGCCUGAGAGAAAAAUUAAACCAGGCCACUGUCACCCAGCAGGAGAUAGAGGCUCAAAGACAGAGUGCUAUGGAGAACACGGCUCAGCUCCAGCAGGAGCUCCUGGUACAACAGAACGAGAUUUCCCGGGAAGUGAGGCUGAAGGAAAAGCAGGAUAAGGAGGUGAAGCUGCUGCACGUCGACUUGGAGGCAAAGACGGCUGACAUCAAAGCUCUACGUCUACAAGGUCAAAGAUCAAAAGAGGAGCAGCUGAGACUGGAGCAGCAGCUGAAAGAGCUAAAGGUCCUGAAUGAGCGAUCUACCAAGGAUCUGGAGCAGGUGCAGCUGAGGAACUCCAAACUGCAUCAGGAGUGUGAGAAGCUCUCGUCACUCAAAGAAAAUCUCUCGCUGGUUAAUCUGCAGAACGCAAAUGAGCUCAAGAUGAGAGACGAUGAGAUGACUCAGAUGCGUCAGACGAUUGCCAAACAGACAAAGAUGAGAGAAACCAUCCAGAAGAACUUAAGCCAAAUGGAGGAUCAGAAAGCUGAUGUGGAAGUGCAGAGGGAGACACUGAGAAGUCAGAUGGCUGCUCUGGAGAAAGACCUUGAAUCAUCCCGAAAGCAAGUCGAAGCUGACAAGAAAGUCACAGACGAGCUGAUGCGAGAGAGAGACAUCAUAAAUAAGAACAUGAUUAAAGCUGGACAUUCGACUGAGAAACAGCAGAAGCUAGUGAAGCUCCUCGAGCAGGACAAGACGUCGCUGGAACAUGAGAUCAGUGGAUACCAGCAGGAGGGCCAAAAACAGCGGAAGAUCAUCCAACAGCUGGAAAAAGAGCGAGACCGCUACAUCAAUGAGACCAGCACCCUCACGCAGAAGGUGCAACAAAAAAUGGCUGAUGUUGAAGUAAGAGAGGUGGAGAUAUUUGAUUGGAAGAAGAAGGUGACUGAAGCAGAGUACAAGCUCAAGCAGAAAGAGAACCAGCUGGAUUCUGUUGUGACUGAAAGGAACCUCUACAGCAAAAACCUCACCGAGGCUCAGGAAGAGAUUGGAGAGAACAAGGGGAAGAUGAAGAUCAUGAGCAACCAUUUUGAACGGCUGAAAGACGAGAUCACAGGGAAGGAGCUGGCCCUGGCCAAAGAUCUCUUGGAGCAAAGGCGCUUAGAGAGGGAUAACGACUCCCUCAAGGUGGAGCUGAAGACGAUUAAGCUGCAGCUUGAAGAAACAAGGCAGAAGGUUGAAAUUCAAAAAACAGAGGAGCUAAAACUGCAGAAGACUUUCGCCGAAGCUGAGGCUGACCAAGUCCAACAGAAGCAACAGCUGUUCCAGGUUUUCAGAGAGCGAGACAGCCUGGGAAAACAGCUGCUACGACGCAACGAGGAGCGCGCCCUGCUGUAUGAGAAGAUCAGGAUCCAGCAAUCCAUCCUCAGCAAGGGCGACUUCCACUACAACCAGUGCAUGGACGACCUCCGUCUGCUCAACCUGGAGAUGAAGAGGCUCCGGCGCAAGAAGACCAUCAUGGAAAAGACAGUCCCCAACACUAAGGACCUGAGGCGAGAGAUGUUCCACCUGCAGGGGGAGCUGCUCAGAGAGAGGAUGAGAAACGGCGUCCUCGAGGAACAGCUGAAGCCCAUUAAUAUUCACAGAUGGAGGCGACUGGAGGGCAGUGACCCCGGCAAAUAUGAACUCAUCCAGAAGAUUCAGGCCUUACAGAAGAGACUUAUUGCCAAGUCACAAGAGCUUGAGGAACAUGAACUCCUACUACAGGAAAAGGAGAAGCUGUAUGUGGACCUGAAGCAAAUCUUGGCUCGGCAUCCUGGUCCAGAGGCGGCUGAGCAGCUCCAGCAGUGUCAGUGGCUCCUCAGAGAGAGAACCACUAAGCUCAAGGUGCUGAUAGCAGAGCUGAAGAUGCUUGACUCCAAGAAUAACGAGUACAAAAGUGAGAAUCAGAGAUUGGACAAUGAGCUUGCGAACAUCAAGAAGAAGUACCUGAGUCAGAAGAAGCUCCAGAGUGAGCAGAGGAGCUCGGCCAAGGUGGAGCAGCUGGAUCAUCUGCCCCAGCUGAGCAGCAAACCUCACUAUACUGGAGGAGGCUUCAGGACUGACAACCAUGAGAGAAGAUGA